Molecule: messenger RNA, 2005 nt
Organism: Dimorphilus gyrociliatus
Lineage: Eukaryota; Metazoa; Annelida; Polychaeta; Dinophilidae
Source: the annotation of a GenBank genome assembly
AUUAGAUAAGCUUAUGGGAUAAAAACACAGUAAAUAGUCUAAAAAUGGAAAUAUACAAUGACAACUGAACAAUUAUAGAUUGUCUUACAAACGUAAAAGAUUCUGGCUAGAUAAACGGACGAGAGGAGAGAGGAGAAGAGAUAGAGAUAGAGAGAAAGAUAGAUAGAUAGACGGAAAAAUAACUCCACCCCAAGUUAGAAUUCGUCUGCUUCUAGGUUAUUACUAUUAAUAUUAUUAUUAUUAUUACUAUUAAGUUUAAAAUUAAUUACGGCUUAUUAACGUCAUUGGCGUAUUUUGCAGAAGAAUGACGAAUAAAGAGAUAAUUGUAUCUUCACCUAUAGCGGAUCUUGAAAUACCUGACAAUGUGAAUUUUUCUUCGUAUAUUCUGCGAGAGGCGGAAAAGUAUUCAAAUAAUACAUGCCUGGUUUGUUUAUUAGAUAUCCUAUUAUAAAUACCUUCGAAUGGGUGCUUGUAACCGCUAAUUUCUGUCCAGAUAAAUACGGCCUAUACUAGGGAGGAAUUAACGUACAAGGACUUUAUAGAAUUGGUUUAUAACUUUGCCCUAAAUUUACAAAAACGUUUCAAAAAAGGCGAUAGAAUAAUGACAUGUUUGUCAAACUCUUUUCACGUUCCUAUAAUUGCGCAUGCUUCCAUGCUAUCCGGAAUGAUAUUCUGUCCUGUCAGUCCAUCUUAUUCAACAAUCGAACUGGAACAUGCUGUCAAAAUUAUCAAUCCUCACUGCAUAUUUGCGGGAAAUUCGACUAUUGAAAAAUUGAAGAAGAUGGCAUUAGAAAAAAUUUGCAAUGUCAUAAGUAAUAUUUACGAGAUAGAUGACUCUGGUAGUGUUGGAUCAUUUUGUGGAUUUUUAAAGGAGAAAACUAGUAUAAAACCUACUUUGGAAACGUGUAACGGGAGAGAACAAGUAGCAGCCAUUUUGCUAUCGAGUGGUACUACUGGUCUUCAAAAGGCAGUUCAAAUAACCCAUACAAACUUUAUAGCUCAGAAUUACGCUGUCAGGCAUCCCUAUUAUGACGAUGGACAACACGGUCAAGAGACUGUUAUUGCUACUGUGCCUCUGUUUCAUGUUUUUGGAAUAGUUGCUUUUCUAUCUAAUGCUCUCUUUAAAGGUUAUACCAUUGUUUUAAUGCCUAGAUUUCAACUUGAAAAGUAUAUUGAUACUGUUUACAAAUACAAGGCGACAAUUCUUCACGUUCCUCCAAAGAUUGUUGGCCUUUUGGCAACAAAUCUCCACAUCAAUCCAAAUCAUUUGAAGAGCGUUAAGGAACUUCGAGUAGGCUCCUCAGCUUUAACAGUGACUUUGGUAGAGAAAAUUAAGUCCAAGUAUCCCUUUAUAAAGUGUAUUAAACAAGGUUAUGGCCUAACAGAAUGUACAGCAGUAUGCCAUAUGCAAACUCCAGUUUAUGGAAAGCAUUGCGUUAUUGGAUCAGUUGGAUGUUUAGUACCGAAUGUGAGGGCAAAGGUUGUCGAUAUAGAUACUAGGAAAAGUCUAGAGGCAAACAAACCUGGAGAAAUUUUAAUUCAGGGACUCGUUGUUACUAAAGGUUAUUUUAACAAUGACGAAGCUACAAGGAAUACUAUGGAGGGUAAUUGGUUAAAAACUGGCGAUAUAGGCUAUUACGACAAUAAAGGGAAUUUUUACGUAAUUGAUAGAUUAAAGGAAUUAAUCAAAUGUAACGGAUUCCAGGUUUCACCCACCGAACUCGAAAACCUUCUGAUAUCUCUUAAUGGUAUUGCGGACGUAGCAGUCGUAGGUAUUCCAGACGAUCUAUCGGGAGAAUUACCACACGCCUUUAUCGUUAAAAACUCUAAGCUUACUCUAACAAAGAGAGAAAUUAUCAAUUACAUUAACGACAAAGUAUCGUCCUACAAAAGGUUGAGAGGAGUAACGUUCUUGGACGCUAUUCCUAGAAAUUCAGUUGGAAAAAUCCUAAGAAGAGAAUUAAAGAAAAUCGACACUAAUGAAAAAUUUUAUGCAAAACUAUAA